CUUUGAGCAAAACUAACAUUUGGUAACAAUCAAAAUCAAGAGGAUAUAACAUUUGAGGUUUUAUGUUUGUUUGCACCAAUAUAUAACUGGUUAAGCUAAUAUCACUCGUUAAACACAAAUCAUUAUGAGAAACAGAUUGUCUCUACGGUGAUGGGAUUCACGUCAUGGCCACCUCUAAAAAACUGUGUUUGUAAUUAUAAUGCGACUCUACUCUUUUUGGGUUUUUCUUUAUCUGAAUCUGAUCCGCCGUUAUUCCGGCGAGUCUCAUGUGACUUACAUUAUCCCUUCUUCUUAACAACUUCAAGUGACCAAAAACAAAAGUCAAUAACUGUUUUAAUAAUCUUGUAACUACUCAAUUCUCCGAACCGACCCUUUUAAUGGCUCCCACGUUUCACUCUAGUCAUUCUCUUUCUCUACUUAGACCCUGUUUCCUUCUUCUUCUGUUUCUCUGAAACUCAUGAAAUUUGAGGAACUACUCAUGGAAGCUUCACAGCAACAAAGCAACAAGAGACAUGACUUAGAGGAAGGAGUGAUGCAUCUUAAAGAGAGACUAGAGGAAGAAGAAGCAGUAAGUAGAACUUUACGAGCUGCUUUUGAUGGCUCUAUUGUUUCUCUCCCAAGUCUCUCCUCAUUGUUUCUUCCACCUCAGUUUUCCGAGCUUAUACAAGAAUUAGCCGUCGUGGAGGCAGAGAUUCUUUGUCUAGACCGAAAAAUCGAGGAGCUAAAGCUUAAACUGUAUUACGAACAGAGACAAACGCAAGAGAUGCAAUUGACCGAACAGAAGAGGACAUUGGCAAGACAGAGCCAUGUGAGACAGAGUACUUUGCCACUAAGACAUGAUCUUCAUCAACGAUCUUUGUCUCAUUGUUACCAACGUUCUACUCUAGACACCGCCUCAACAACUCAUUCAAGGCUCUCAUUUUCUUAUGCUCCUGAUUUCUUGGAUACCACUUCUUCAGGUUGCUUCACAGAUGAAUUUGAUGCAGUAUCGAGGAUGCAGAUGGGUAGAGUAAGAAAAGGGCUUCGACUUGUGGAAGCAAAAACAAAGGACGACCCAAACGAAGUAUCUGAACAACUCAUCAACUGUCUUAUAGGCAUUUACUUGGAGCUCAAUCAUGUUUCAUCAAAGACCAAAGGGGAUGUCUCGCUUUCGAGAAGGCCCUCUUCUUGUAGCCGGAAAUCAAACACAUAUAGUUAUUAUCAAAAUGCAAUGAAUCUUGAUCCUUAUCACGUAUUGCAAGACUCAAGCGGAGGAGUCACCAGAGACAUUGGCCCUUACAAGAACUUCAUCCACAUUUCAAGAAGUUCUAUCGAUGUGACCCGUUUCACCCAUUAUUGUUCACCGGCUGUUCCACGCUUGAGUAUUUUGAUGGAGAAACUAUCGGAGGUAGAUUUGAGUUUUUUGACCUACAAGCAAAAACUCGCCUUCUGGAUCAAUAUCUACAACGCAUGUAUCAUGCAUGCUUUUCUUGAGUAUGGGUUACCAUCAUCACACAAUAGACUACUUACCUUGAUGAACAAGGCUUCACUCAACGUAGGUGGCAUAGUCCUCAACGCUUUGGCGAUUGAACAUUUCGUCUUGCGGCAUCCUUGUGAACCAGAACAUGACUCCCUUGACGAGAAAGAAACUCUCCUGCGACAUACUUAUGGUUUAGGAUAUUCAGAGCCCAACGUGACAUUUGCGCUUUGUCGCGGAAGUUGGUCUUCACCAGCACUUAGAGUUUAUACAGCAGAGGAAGUGGUGAAUGAUUUAGGAAGAGCAAGAGUGGAAUAUCUAGAAGCUUCCGUGGGUGUUUCUAGCAAGAAAAAGAUUGUGGUUCCACAGCUUCUGCAAUGGCACAUGAAAGAUUUUGCAGAUGAUAUUGAAUCCCUUUUGGAAUGGAUCUAUAGUCAUUUGCCUCGAUCAGGCAACCUAAAGGGCAUGAUUAUGGAAUGUCUAAAGAGAAAAGCAAAAGUUCCUUUAGCUAAAAUGGUAGAGAUUCAAACAUAUGGACACGAAUUUCGUUACUUGUUGUCAUUAUAAACAUGAGAGGUCCUUAUCUAGAAUAGAAUAACAAUGUUUGGUAACUUCUCUCACGGAUGUACACAUUCUCGUUUAUUUGCAAUGUACAACAAAUAUAAUAUAGUUUCGUAUGAACACUUUGAC
This is a messenger RNA of Arabidopsis lyrata subsp. lyrata, 2146 nucleotides long. RefSeq lists its product as uncharacterized. The record is from RefSeq and is a predicted model, not a curated record. Bases 458 to 2023 code for a protein of 521 amino acids. Lineage: Eukaryota; Viridiplantae; Streptophyta; Magnoliopsida; Brassicales; Brassicaceae. The transcript has 9 exons.